GAGCACAAUAGUCUAAUAAUAUAUAUUUAUGUUCACAUCCCCGAAUUUUGUCGAUGCCCACCGAUUACUUAAGUGACGUCUGAAUAAGUUAUACCCACAUGGAGGAUACGAUCCUGAACGGAACUUAUAAAAUCAAGUGUUGGAAUUUUUUUUAAAUUAAAACAUUACCAAAUAAUUUAGUCACGUGUUAAUAAAGACUAAUUUUAAAGUACAUAAACCAUAACAAUAACUAUAUUACUUAAGAUAACAUUUCUUAAAUAAAGUUUAGAUAAAUUUAUAAAUAAAUAAAUACGAUAAACAUGAUUGUCAUUUAAAUGCGUACCGGUUUCACAAUUUAAAUUAUCAUUAAAUUUUAUUAUUGUUUAUUUUUCGUAUUUUAAAACUAAAAAGUUUUUUGUUUUUUAUAAUUGACAUCAUGAACAAUUUUCUGGUGAUACAAUUUAUUUAUAGACAUGCUAUUUGUCGCGGUAAAAUAAAUCAUCAACAACUAUGCAUGGCUCAGAGGUUGAUGAGUUCUAAGGAUUCCUCAUUAUCAUCAUCAUCGUCGUCAGAUUCUUCAGAUUCUGAUUCAGAUCAAAGUAAAAUUAAAAAAAUUAAAAAAGUGAAGAAAUUAGAAAUUGUGGAAAGAAGUGAAACGGAAAAGAAGGAAACUGUUGAUUUACUGAAUAGUUUAUUAACUAAUAUGACUUCUGUUAAAAUUGAAGACAAAACCAUUCGUGCUGUUCCAAAAAAGCAACCUAAACCGAAACCACCAAAAGAGCCUGAAUUAGAGGAGAAGAUUAUUAAUGCAGCUAAGGAUGUCGCAGCUGUUUUAGGAGGUGAUCCAGAGAAAACAGAAGCUGAAUUACUUAAUAAAGUAUUUUCAGCCGGUAAACCAACAGUAGCAUUGGAAAACAAAGAAGAUUCAAAACCAGUUCAACCAUCAAAGCUUACUCUUGAGGAAUUGUUUUCUAAAAUGCAAGUAGAACGCAAGCCGAAUAUCUUAAGAGAAAUGAUGCCUUUAUCGAGAUCAGAAAAGAUUCAGGAAUUGAUUAAAAAGUCAAGAUCUCCGAACAGUUUUAUAAAUCAACCACUCAGCUCAGAAAAGACGCAGGUUAACUUGUUUAGUGGAAAACGAUUAAAUAUUUUUGAUCCUGUAAAAGCACCAGAGGAUUCUCAAAAGCUGAGCACAUGGAGUUUAUUAGAGAAGAAAGAAAUAAAGACGAUGAUGAUUAAUCCACCUGAAAAUAUAUUUGAAGAAAUGAUUCAGUGGACAGAUAAAGGAUUGCUCUGGCAAUUUCCUAUCAACAAUGAAUUCGGCCUAGAAGAAGAGGAAAAGGUUCAUUUUUCGGAACACAUAUUUCUUGAACGCUAUUUACAAGGAUGGUGUCCAAAAACAGGACCUGUCCGUCAUUUCAUGGAUCUGGUCUGCAUUGGUCUCUCUAAAAAUCCGUACAUGACUGUCAACGAAAAGGAAGAGCAUAUCAUGUGGCUCAAAGAGUGGUUUGCUGAUAAACAAGAUUUAUUGAAAGAAACUGGAGCUAUUGAUAAAGAUAUUGUACCAAAUACAUCUAAACAAGUUCCAGCAUAAGACAUUUAUUAAGUAUAAUGUAAUUAAUAAUUAAAUAAUUUUUAAUAAAUGUAAAAAUAAAAAAUUAUAAAUGUAUCAAA
This is a messenger RNA of Cotesia glomerata, 1650 nucleotides long. It is a transcript of the gene mRpS31, whose product is annotated as 28S ribosomal protein S31, mitochondrial. The transcript is spliced from 8 exons. The record is from RefSeq and is a predicted model, not a curated record. Gene Ontology annotation, molecular function: structural constituent of ribosome. Gene Ontology annotation, cellular component: mitochondrial small ribosomal subunit. Lineage: Eukaryota; Metazoa; Arthropoda; Insecta; Hymenoptera; Braconidae. The coding region runs from base 416 to 1570 and encodes 384 amino acids.